AUGGAACAACCAUCAGUAACCUUUACCGCCACCAAAUCUGUUGAUUACCUCGGUCAAUCUCACAAAUGGACUGAAAGUGAAGUUUUGAGCUCCUACAAAGAAAUUUCUAAACAGCUCAAGACAGUUCAAGAGAAAUUGCGUGAAGAGAGUGAACAAAAGUUAAGGAGCAGGACCAAAAAGGGUUCUUCACGUUCCGCUCCAUUAUCUCAAAAAGUUUCCCAAGUUUCUUCAAAAUCACAGCAACCCCCGCGUGGAAAAAAUGACGCAAUCAUAGGAAACAUUAGCAGGCAACUCAAACAGCAGAAGGACGAGUGCGCUUUACGUGCUGAAGAAAAACGAUUAAUUCGCAUGAAAAAUGCUUUAUGGAGAAAAAUGGGCCCGGCGGUUGGCUGCGUUGGCAAGGGAAAUAAGCUUGUAUCUCCAAAGACUUUGAAAUGGCAAAAGGAAUGCGACAUCCUUUGGUUAUUUGGUCCUCUUUACCAACCAGAUAAUGAUCCAUUCAUGGAAGACGAUGAUGAUUCGACCUUGGUAGGAAGUCCACCGGCCACUUGUUGCCCACCUUCACCUGUAUUGUCACCACUGUCAUCCUAUUCUUCUUCUCCAAGCUCACCCUCAAUCUACAUCAAACCGGCCCUCAAGAAACCCGUGGAGUAUGAUCCUUUGAAAGACCUCGUUUCUUACGCUUGUGAAGUGUUGGCCAAUGAAAAAACUUACUCUGGACGUCGCCAUACGACUCCCCUUCCCAUUAAACCUAAGAAAUCAAUCAGCUUCAGUCGUAACCUUGAACAAGUUCAUUAUACUCCCACGCAUUACACAAUGCGACCUUCUCCCACGAGGCGUAGAAUGAGCAACCCAUUUUUCGUAAAGAUGGAAGAGGAUUUGUCAAAUGGAAAGAAUGUUGAACAAUACGAUCAGAUAUUUGCAUGGGCUAAAGAACAAGUCAAAUCCACCGGUAAAGUCCAGCUAUUCGGUGAGGACGCUUACACAGCCGCCGCAGCCAAAAAGAAGGCAUCAGCCCAUUCUAAAAAUAACUUUGUCGAUCCAAGAUAUAUGAGUUCCCACGUGGCUGUCGAUGGCGAUUCUGAAACUGCAGAAUCAGGAGUUGUACAACGCUGUGUAAACGUUGCAUCUAAUGUCAAAGAUGUUGUAAGCUGGUGCGGUUCCAUGUUAUGGAACAGUACCGUUUUUUAA
Messenger RNA from Funneliformis mosseae, 1191 nucleotides. Lineage: Eukaryota; Fungi; Glomeromycota; Glomeromycetes; Glomerales; Glomeraceae. The record is from the annotation of a GenBank genome assembly.